AUGGCUUAUUAUCCUCCCCAACCCAACCAAGGCCUGCAAGUGGAUAGGCCACUUUACCAGGGUUCGUCAUCCUCAUACCCAUUCAUUUCCUCCCGUCAGCGACAGGGAUACGAGGAGCAGCCUUAUCGAGAUAACCCACGACUGAAUGAACCAAAAAGUACUUUUGAUCAUUUUGAUUCUCCCCGAGAUGAUUGGACUGGAGCUGGAGCUCAGGCGUAUCGAAAGAGAAAUCGUGGCAAGUGGACUAAGGGUGGAGGUUUAUGGUGCUUGGGGCGGUUCUUCUUCUGCUCAUUAUUUGUCACCAUAUAUCUUGUUGUUGCUAUAAUUCUCGGUCUUGCAUUAUGGCUUCGCCCUCCCGCUCUGUCUUUCACCAAUCCAGGUCUGGACCCAAACCAGCAGAUCAAUCUUGACACAACACUAACUGUUCCCCUUGAGCUGAAUAUCACAGUUAACAACCCAGAUUUUUUUGCUGUAGACUUCAAGUCAUUGUCAGCUGAGGUUCUUUAUCCUGACGUGGAUAACACUCUUGUUGCUAAAGGAAACCUGACCAAUCUCAUUAUCAAAUCCAAUGAGAUCACCAACUUCACCUUCCCUAUUAAUAUCAGCCUCAAUCUAACUGAUGAAAGUGCUGAUGGGAAUGAUUUGAAUGUUGUCCUUGACCUAGCAAAUAAAUGUGGUAUCAUUCCUUCAGGACCGAAGUCACCAAUUCCGCUCACUAUAAAGAUUGGAAUUGGUCUAAGCAUAAUUGGCAUCAAUCUCUCCCUUCCCUCAAUUUCCUUCACAGUCAAUAUCAACUGUCCAAUAGAUAACUCAGAAAUUGAACAGAAACUACAAGUUGAGUGGAAUACUUGGUGGUUUAUGAGAUUCAAGAACAUCCAGCAAGGCUAUUUUGUUGGCAUAAAGGCCAUUCCAAAUUUCAUGACACAGAAUUUGUGA
Messenger RNA from Lentinula edodes (shiitake mushroom), 936 nucleotides. RefSeq lists its product as uncharacterized. Bases 1 to 936 code for a protein of 311 amino acids. The transcript is spliced from 9 exons. NCBI's taxonomy places the organism in Eukaryota, Fungi, Basidiomycota, Agaricomycetes, Agaricales, Omphalotaceae. The record is from RefSeq and is a predicted model, not a curated record.